This is a messenger RNA of Necator americanus (New World hookworm), 1098 nucleotides long. RefSeq lists its product as uncharacterized. Gene Ontology annotation, molecular function: pyrimidine nucleotide-sugar transmembrane transporter activity. NCBI's taxonomy places the organism in Eukaryota, Metazoa, Nematoda, Chromadorea, Rhabditida, Ancylostomatidae. Bases 1 to 1098 code for a protein of 365 amino acids. The transcript is spliced from 10 exons. Gene Ontology annotation, biological process: pyrimidine nucleotide-sugar transmembrane transport. The record is from RefSeq and is a predicted model, not a curated record. Gene Ontology annotation, cellular component: Golgi membrane.
AUGCGAGCGGAUAAGUGCCAAUGCCAAGUACGCUUCACCUUUGCCAUAGCAGUCGCCCACAUGGGCGUUGAUAAAGAUGACGCGAAGGAAACUCUUCUUCCCGUCAAGACUUCGGACAUCAACAUCGUAAAAGAAGGAACUGGCCGCCGCGACUUGCUCUUCAAGGCGUAUGUGAUUGUAACAAUGACUUGGUUGUGGACGGGUUACACCAUUACAGUACGGUACACGAGAACCACUGUUCCAAAGGAUGAGCUCUAUGCCGCCACCACAGUUGUAUUAAUGGCUGAGACUGUCAAAGUCUGCAUAUCCCUUAUAAUGCUAUAUAAGGAGAAUCAUUUUAGAACCACAGAGUUCAUGUUGACUCUUCGAACGCAUUACUUUGGUGCGCCAAAAGAGCUUCUCAAAAUGAGUGUGCCGUCUGUUGCAUAUGCUCUUCAAAAUAAUCUCGAUUUUGUAGCUCUUUCCAAUCUGGAUGCAGGAUUAUACCAGGUGACAACGCAAUUGAAAGUGUUCACCACGGCUAUUUUUAUGAUGUUGUUUCUUGGCAGACGUUUCUCUGGGACAAGAUGGGCUGCAAUUCUGUUGUUAUUUUUUGGUGUUGCAGCUGUGCAGCUCAACAGUGUCGGCGACACGUCCUCCGACAAGAAAGGAAGCUAUUCUGUGGGCAUAACAGCUGUCCUUUGCACUUGUGUGACUGCUGGAUUUGCGGGAGUAUACUUUGAAAUGAUGUUGAAAGGAGGCGGCACCACACCAUUCUGGGUUCGCAAUUUGCAGAUGUAUAGUUGCGGCAUAGUUAGUGCUUCUAUUGGGUGCAUGCUCUCUGAAGCGGAACUAGUUGCUCAGCGUGGCUUCUUCUACGGGUAUGAUGUCAAAGUUUGCGCGAUUGUUGCUUUUCUGUCCUUUGGUGGUACAUAUAUCUCGCUUGUGAUGAAGUAUCUCGAUAAUAUACAUAAGAGCUUUGCUUCGGCUGUUUCAAUAGUUCUCGUCGUCGUCACUUCAUACCUCAUUUUUGAUAAUGUGUUCAUAGGGACGUAUUUCGUUGGUGGUACUGCUCUUGUUGUAUUUGCUGUUUUGCUCUAUAAUUCUGUGCCUGAAUGA